AUGGCAAACACUGCCAAUGGCUUUGUGGCCGAAGGAGAGGCCUACGACAAGAUUGUCUACGUGAGCAAAGUUCGAUUGCAGGAGUUGAAAAAGAAAAUGAAUGGAAAAAGCAAAGGUGCUGACAUUACUAGCGAGGACGUGAAGGGUUUGAUGUACCCUGAUGACCUGGAUGAUGAGUCGGUGCUGAUCCCGGUGGAUGUCACAGGAGAAGAGUGUCCCACCAGCUAUGAGGACCUCAUAGAGAAGGUGGGCGCCCUUGGAGCAGUCAAGGCUAUGGUGAAUGCGGCGGACUUCUUCGAAAAGAAUAAGAAAAAGUUCAGUACAGAACAGUUGCCGCUUCCAAUGACUGUGGGUGAAUGGAUGUCAUUUUUGAGUACGGAAGAAGGUCUUGAUGAGGAGGGUGGAGAAGAAGAAGAUUGUGAGGAAGAUGAGGUUUACGGGGCGGCACGACGCUUGCAGGACACCAAGGGGUUGGGCUUGCUGGGCUGGAUAUCAAGUGAUGGACCAACCCCAGUAGACUUGGACAAGAUCUACCUGGCCCCCCAAAGAAUCCACGGUGUGAUGCCAGUGAGCUUCCAGGUUUUCUUGAUGCCGGAGGGGCCGGAGGGGUGUCAACCCACGGACUGUCAACCAACCGCCACCGGAAUUUACGCCGGUGUCACCAUCUCCAGAGUAGAGAUCAUCAUCGACCCGGACAGCUUUAACGCCCCGGGCGCCAAGCUUCGAGUCGUCUUUGACUCCGUGGAUCGCGCUGGCGCCAACGCGGGACAGUGUCGCUAUGGGAACUUCGCCUAUGGUGCACACUCCGCCAUUGUGAAUCAGCCCUGGUCCGGCGUCGGUGCCUCCACCAUCACGCAGGGAAUCACGGCAGGAAGUUUGCAGGCGAAAGUCGAUCAGCAGACCUUCAUUCCAUUGACGUUCAAGAUGGGUGGCAUUUACCACAUCUGCUACUCUGACGACGGUUCCUUCGCCCCAGCCCACACCGACAUCGUGCCACAGCGCAUCGAG
Molecule: messenger RNA, 1008 nt
Organism: Cladocopium goreaui
Lineage: Eukaryota; Dinophyceae; Suessiales; Symbiodiniaceae
Source: the annotation of a GenBank genome assembly